AUGGCUCUCCAGUUGAAAUCGAUCAGUGCUAUCCUGCUGGUGACGCUCUGUAUCCUCAGCGUGGUUAACGUGUCCCGGCAAGCUUCGCUUUCGGUUCAGCUCCUCUCCCGUGGCGAACGUUCGACAUCGAACCAAACUCUGAACGAGAGGAUGUGCGAAAGCAACACCCCUUGCGGUUGGGCGCUUUAUGUACCAUUUUCCCGGCAGAUAGAGAAGUUCAUGAAAAAUACUUGCGAAUGCGAAAAGACCCUCGAAUGCAUGCGCACGGAUGAUGAUGUGUCGAUCAGCGCGUACGUGUACCGCUGCCGGGAGAAUAAACCGACACCCGAAUCCUGAUCAACUG
This is a messenger RNA of Anopheles coustani, 343 nucleotides long. RefSeq lists its product as uncharacterized. Lineage: Eukaryota; Metazoa; Arthropoda; Insecta; Diptera; Culicidae. The coding region runs from base 1 to 336 and encodes 111 amino acids. The record is from RefSeq and is a predicted model, not a curated record. The transcript has 3 exons.